AUGAUCGGCGCUGGUCGUCGUCGAAAGCUUUCGUCUUGGGUCGUUCGUAAAUCGUGUCUUAAUCACGAGUUCGACGCGGCUGUGUCUCCAUUUUGGAAACGACGGCGGACGCAGCACCAGACGGCAGACAUUGACCCAAUCAGAGCGGUUAGGGGAACCCCCCGACCCGCGACCGCGGCCGACACACCGCCACGGCCCGCGCACGCCAUCGCACAAUGUCGAAAACGUGACUGUGACGUCAGACUAUUGCGUAGUAGCGGCGCCGCCGACUCUCGCGCGGCACGUCGGCGGCGGGCCUGCUCCGCCGCAUUUCCAUAUUUAUUUACUUCUUUCGUGUCCGGCGUCAUUACUCAUUGGCCGUUGCGCCGCGUACCGUUGGGCGGCCAAAAAACGACCGGUCCUGGCCCUUUUCCGAUCGCCGAUUUUUCGACAUUUUGUCAUAAACACAAUUUGUGGCAAUCAUCAGCUGACAACCGAAAACAAAAUAUCGAUCUGUUUAUCUCGUAG
Messenger RNA from Macrosiphum euphorbiae (potato aphid), 507 nucleotides. The record is from the annotation of a GenBank genome assembly. NCBI's taxonomy places the organism in Eukaryota, Metazoa, Arthropoda, Insecta, Hemiptera, Aphididae.